AUGCAUGCAGGUGACAACCCCUUUGAGAACAUCAUUCGCUUCUUUCCAAAUGUGAAGCAGCUCCUCGAUGGUGUUCUCGCCAGAGGUGGUCGGAUCUUAGUUCAUGGCAAUGCUGGCAUGUCUCGGUCUGCCGCACUUGUUGUUGCGUAUGUGAUGGAAAAGUUCAAUCUUCCAUCAGACCAAGCCCACACCUAUGUGCUGACCCGACGGCAUUGUAUCUCCAUCAACGAGGGCUUUCGAAAUCAGAUCCGGGAGUACGAGAUGCUGCACAGAGUGCAGCUGCAAAUCAACAGUGGUUUGCUACCAGCCCUGGGGCAAUCAGCUGGCCCUCAGGGGCAAAAGAGGGGCCUGGAGAUGAUGGACACCUCUGAGUGUACAAAUGAGAAUCCCAUGCAGUAAGCUGUUCCACCUUGAUGUUUUC
Messenger RNA from Cladocopium goreaui, 421 nucleotides. The record is from the annotation of a GenBank genome assembly. Lineage: Eukaryota; Dinophyceae; Suessiales; Symbiodiniaceae.